This is a messenger RNA of Trichoderma gamsii, 1749 nucleotides long. RefSeq lists its product as hypothetical. NCBI's taxonomy places the organism in Eukaryota, Fungi, Ascomycota, Sordariomycetes, Hypocreales, Hypocreaceae. The coding region runs from base 1 to 1749 and encodes 582 amino acids. The transcript is spliced from 2 exons. The record is from RefSeq and is a predicted model, not a curated record. Gene Ontology annotation, molecular function: protein binding.
AUGUAUAUAAGUCCGCGUACAGACAGCAAGCUCUGGUCACGCCCGACGUCCAUAUCUAUCCAUCUCCUUUCCUUUCUCUUAUUUGCCUUUUCUUCUUCUUUCUCACCACACACAUUUCCUUCAUCCGUCUCCCUCCAUCCGCUUGUCGCAGUCAUGGUUGACGGCGCCGACUCGCCGGGAGCUCUGCCGAUAGCUCUGCCCCUUCUGCAAGUGCCGCCAGAGAUCCUGGAUCGAAUCACCUGGCAUCUCCAGACGACAGAGCUCUGCAACUUUCGCCUCACCUGCAAGUCUGCCGAGCGAGCCGUUCAUUUCAGAUUCACCUCGGAAUUCUUCACGCGCAAGCAGUUCAUGGUCUCCGAGUUCAGCCUCAGGGCCCUCGUUGACAUCUCCAAAAGCCGCUUCGCUGCAUAUCUACGCCAUGUGCACAUCAGCCUCGAUCAAGUCGAGGAGCUGGCCAGCUCUCACGUAGAUAUGUCGUCAAGGACUAGCAGACUGCACCAGCAACGCUUGGUCGAGCAGAGCACUCUGUGGACGCUGGGACUCGUUCCCAAAUAUCUCGCCGAUGCCUUCUCUCGUCUGCCGAAUCUGGAGACGGUUGCACUCCGCGACUUCAACUCAACAAGGAGAUCUCGAGAUGGCCCUCACGCGCAAUGGCGCAGCUAUGGCUUCCAAACGCUUGUUGACGAGACUGGUGCCUUUCCUGUCACCUCCCGGUUUUUCAACCGGAGCGGUUCGUCCCUUCUUGACAGAGCCAACAUCUUCUUCAAGGCCAUCAUCCACGGCCUGGGCCUGGCGAAUGUGAGGCUGAAAAAUCUUGAAGUCAUGGAGAGGAACUUCAACUUGCUGUUGGACUCUGCUUUCUACUUGCACCCAGAUUUCGAAGCCGCCUACGCCGCUGUGCUUGGAAAUCUCAAAAAGCUGCAUCUUUGCAUCGAUGUUUUUUGGGCUACUUCCUUCCAUGUUACACAGCCGUAUCACCAGGAAAAUCUCAUCAAAUUUCUGAGUCAUUGCCAAGGCCUGGAAGAACUCCGCAUUAACGGGAAACGCGACAGUCACGGCAAAGGCAGCCGUAUGAACCUCCAUCUGUUCAUGAGCUGGCUCGCAGCAUCAGAAGCGAAGCCUCUAUCGCAGCUCCAAUCAGCCGACAUAUUGAUAGAUAGCGAAGAUGCCCCCCCUCCAGUCGAAUUUCCGCAGUUGGGCAACCUCAGCCUAGGAAUGAUGGCUCUUACUGUCGAAGAGACCGUUCAUCUUAUCACCAAGUUUGCCGGCUCACUUCAGCACCUGGAAUUAUGGAGAUUUCAGUUGAUAGCUGACUCAGACACUGAUGUUGACGCGGAAGAGAAGAAGCAGAACUUAUUUGUCAGCCUUUUGAAGAGGCUUUUGGCUGUACCAAACCUCAAUCUCCGACAUAUCAAAUUGGGCAUGCUCCAACAGAUGCUGAAUGUCAGCGGCAGGUACAACAAUAAGAUGCAAGCCGUAGAGUUUACCAAAGACAAGCCGGCCAGCACGGAUGACGAGAAAGAUGCAGCCGCGCCAGUUGCUCAGCAUAGUAUACGAAAGCCAACAAACAGUAACUUCAUGGAGUAUACGGGCUCAGACUGGAGGCACUUUGUGCGCCACGAAAUGAUACCUCGACUGCACAUCCCUGAUGAAUCUGAGAUGUAUAUAGUGGAUCGAAAUAGCUCUGACGAAGAAUCAGAAGACGUUAGUGAAGAUGAAAAUGACGAAGACGAAGAAAUGGAUGAGUAA